This is a messenger RNA of Brienomyrus brachyistius, 2416 nucleotides long. RefSeq names its product calcium/calmodulin-dependent protein kinase type 1D-like. Gene Ontology annotation, molecular function: ATP binding; calcium/calmodulin-dependent protein kinase activity; calmodulin binding. The record is from RefSeq and is a predicted model, not a curated record. The transcript has 13 exons. Bases 389 to 1684 code for a protein of 431 amino acids. Gene Ontology annotation, cellular component: intracellular anatomical structure. Lineage: Eukaryota; Metazoa; Chordata; Actinopteri; Osteoglossiformes; Mormyridae. Gene Ontology annotation, biological process: peptidyl-serine phosphorylation.
UAUCAUAUCGGUCAGUUCCAACAAAUAAGAAUACACGGCUGGCCAAAUGUACGUGGAAGGUUAAGGUUCUGGAACUGGAAAUGAGCUUAGUAUGUUAAUGCAACUGAAAACGAUGAGUUUAUUAGCACAAACUUUAUUUACUAACGAUCGCCACAAGGACAAGUAAGACUAGGUCUGUAUAACGGGCUUCCAUUCAUACCUCCCUGGGUUCAUCUGAAGUCAAGCCACUUGCAAGUCAUCGCCCUAUAAUCUUGCCCAGCAUGUUAUUUCCGUAAAGUGCCCGGGCUCCGAGUCUCAUCUGCUGCUGUUUUUCAGGAUCUCUGAUCGGCGGACGUCCGCAGCAUCGCCAUCUGCGGUGUUUCACGUCAGGAGUCUCCAGCAAGGCGUUAUGGGCCGCAUGGAGGGACACUGCAUGUGGACGAAGAGCACAGAUGACAUACGGGGGGUGUUCGACUUUUUGGAGGUGCUGGGAUCGGGAGCCUUUUCUGAGGUGUUCCUGGUGAGGAAGAGGGAGACCGGAAACCAUUUUGCACUGAAAUGCGUGAACAAGCAGCAUCUCCAGGCCAACAAACUGGAGAAUGAGAUCAGUGUUUUGAGGAGGAUCAAACAUGACAACAUUGUUGGCCUGGAGGAUUUCUAUGAAAGCCACACCCACUAUUACCUCGUCAUGCAGUUCGUCUCUGGCGGUGAGUUGUUUGACCGGAUCUUGGAGCGCGGGACAUUCACGGAAAAGGAUGCUAGCCAUGUGAUCCGACAGGUGCUGGAGGCCGUGAGCUACCUGCACCAGAACAACAUCGUCCACCGAGACCUGAAGCCAGAGAAUCUGUUGUACUACAGCCAGGAUGAAAAUGCCAAGAUUAUGCUUAGUGACUUUGGUCUCUCCAAGAUGGAGGACAGCGGAGUCAUGUCAACGGCCUGUGGAACGCCGGCAUAUGUGGCCCCUGAAAUCUUAGCCCAGAAGCACUACAGCAAAACUGUCGACUGUUGGUCUAUUGGAGUCAUCACUUACAUCCUGUUAUGUGGAUACCCACCUUUCUACGAGGAGAAUGAGACCAAGCUCUACGCGAAGAUCAUGAAGGCCCAGUAUGAAUUUGAUUCUCCCUUCUGGGAUGACAUUUCUGAGUCUGCAAAGGACUUCAUUCGCAACAUGAUGCAAAAGAACUCGGAAUUACGUUACACCUCAGAGCAGGCACUUCGACACCCCUGGAUAAUGGGAAACACAGCUAAGAGCCAGGACAUCUAUCACUCCGUAAGUGAGCAGAUCCAAAAGAACUUUGCCACGUGGAAGUGGAGGCAAACAUUAACUGCGACAGCAGCUGCUAAUCACCUGAAGAAGUUGCAGCUUGCCUACUCUGGACCCACCCUUGACGGGCAACAGGGAUUCAUGGUGAAUGGAGACCUUUCCCCCACUGAUCCUGAGAACAAGCGGCUCAAUGCUAACCUGGAACACAACGGGAUCCUGACUAGUGGUACCGAGAGUGAGUGCACGAUGGCUCGGUCCAGUUCCAGGAAGCCCAGGAAUUUCUACCUGCUGCAGGCUAACCUGAGUGAACCCCUAUUUAUACCGCCAUCAGGUCAACAUGCAAACCAGGCUGCUACCAUAGAAACCAGCAGAAAGGAGUCCAUGACCUCAGAGUCAGAAAGGGAGGAACAGGUGCAGACUACCAUGUGUUCCAUCAUGUGAGCUCAUUCCCGUGGAGCAAACUGGGAAGAGCUGAGGCAGGCUGAUGGCUUAUGGGCUGCAGAUUAAGGCGUCUGAGUUCCUUCUCAAAUUCUGGGUCAGCCUACAGCCUUUGGCGCGUUAUCUGUCUGGGUGUAAGAGUCCACGGCUGCACUGCAUUAUUAAAACGGGUGCUGUAUAUUUUAAUUGGCACUUGGCAUUAGAGCCAGUGGGAACGGAGUAUCUGUAAUUUGCAAGUUUAUGCAACCCAGGCCUCAUUUGUGUCGUCAUUGUGGUGACUUUCGUGAGUCACGACUCUUUCUCUGGUUGUGUGGGCAGCUGUGCUUGGUUACCGCAUCGCUGCAAAUAUGGCCUGGCUUAUCAAUAGUUAACAUAUUAGCUCACAUCACAGUUACAGAUUAAGCAAGAGAAGCAGCCAGUUCAAAUUAGAUUUCAGUCCAGCCUCUCUGUGUCCAUGCUGCCAUUUCUGGAUUUUUAUAAGUUUUUAAGACUUGGUGGAAGAGAACGAGGUUGGAAUGUCCUCUCUUUUUUUGUUGGUUUAGCAGUGCAGGAAAAUAGGAAAUCAUGCAGUAUAUUUUGGAUGCUACAAUAUGGCCAACUGCUUGUGCCAUUUACAGGUGGAAAAACCUGAGAUCUUCCCAACCGAUGUGCAUUAGUGGUCUCUGUAAUGAAGCCAUGUUACUCGUAGCCUACUGCUGGUGUUAACAAUGGAAAUUGUAUUUAGCAUUAGCGCUA